GUAGAACUUUUCCGGACAAAGCAGAUAAUGAGUGAUGCAGAAGAACUAGCGAAUUACAAAUUGCAGCUGGAACAGGUAGAUGCUGCUUUGCUGGCUGAGCCAGACAAUGAGGAGUUGAAAAAACUCAAAAAUGAUUUAAAAGAAAUAAUUGCUUUACAAGAAGAAUUGACAAAAACUCAACAGAGUGCAGAUAUUCCUGAAACGCCGUCCACUACCACUACCAGUUCGAAGACAGAGAAGGAUUAUAGUUGGAAAGUUGGGGAUCGUUGUAUGGCGCUUUCUACUAAUGGACAAAAAUUUUUGGCUGUAAUUGAUGGAUUCAGUCAGGAUGCGGUUGCUGUUACUUUCAUCGGCAAGGGAUCAAAACAUAUGAUGAAGCCAAGCGAGUUAUCUCCAGUUACGGAUGGUGGAAAGCCUGUUUGGGAGAAGGCAAAACCUUUGCAUCAUCGUAAAAGUGAAUGGCAGAUUGAAAAGGAAAGAAGGCGCAACCGGGCACUGAAAAAAGAACAUCGUAGAAGAGAACUGGAAGAAGCUAAAGAAGAAGAAAAAAAUAAAUGGCUUUCUUUUAAUGCUAAAGCCAGUUCCCGUAGCAUGAAAGGUUUUAAACGGCCGACAGCAUCAGGUUCAGCGCCUGAUGGACCAGCAUGGGGUAUACAGUCGCAGACCAGUAUUUCUUCUCGGCGUGAUUUAGGAGCUUUUAAAUCUACACAGAGGGGCAAUAUGGAUUCCUUGUUUUAA
Enterobius vermicularis (human pinworm) is the source of this 738-nucleotide messenger RNA. The record is from the annotation of a GenBank genome assembly. Lineage: Eukaryota; Metazoa; Nematoda; Chromadorea; Rhabditida; Oxyuridae.